Messenger RNA from Fusarium odoratissimum NRRL 54006, 2610 nucleotides. RefSeq lists its product as uncharacterized. The record is from RefSeq and is a predicted model, not a curated record. NCBI's taxonomy places the organism in Eukaryota, Fungi, Ascomycota, Sordariomycetes, Hypocreales, Nectriaceae. Bases 1 to 2610 code for a protein of 869 amino acids. The transcript is spliced from 5 exons.
AUGCAUUUCAUCAAGGCUGUUGUCUGGGGUAUAUCCCUUGCUGCUGUCAACGCGGCUGCUGUGCCUGCAGAUGGAUCUGGUGUUACUACGUGCGAGUACUCCGGCGGCGAUCGAGCCUGCGAAGCUCAUUGCAUUGAGAAGGGUAAAACCUUUCCUGCUACCACCUCAAAGCCUGCUACUACUUCAAAGCCUGCUACUACCUCAAAGCCUGCCACUACCUCGAAGCCUGCCACUACCUCGAAGCCUCCCACCACGACUUCAAAGCCUCCCACCACGACUUCAAAGCCUCCCACCACGACUUCAAAGCCCACUACAACUUCCAAGGCUGCGACCACCACUUCCAAGGCUGCAACAACAACCUCCAAGGCUUCAUCAAGCUCAUCUUCCUCCAGCGCCAGCUCCAAGGCUUCUACUUCUACUAGUGCCCCUGCUUCCACUAGCAAGGCUUCUACCUCCACCAGUGCUGCCGCUUCUACAAGCAAGGCUUCAACCAGCACCAGCUCAGCUGCAGCUUCUACUAGCUCUUCUGCUUCUACCUCUGCUGCUGCUUCCACCUCGUCCUCUGCUGCUGCCUCAUCCAGUGUUGCAUCCAGCCAGGCCACUGGUGCCCCUGCUGGCGGUGUGACAACCUCCACUUCCGAUGAUGAGGAGUCCACUACUAGCACUCCUGCCAGCGAGUUUUCCAGUGCUGCAGCUUCUUCAAGCACUGCUGUGACUUCUGAUGAGUCUGACAACGAGUCUACCAGCUCCGAAGUCGGUGGCAGCACAUCUGUUGACCAGACCUCCUCUGAGGCUACUAGCAGUGCUGCUGCAAGCUCCACUACCGCGGCUGAUGACGAGACUACCACUGUCGUAUCCUCUACUUCUGCUGAUCAGUCUUCUUCCUCUGACGCUGAGACUACUACUGCUGCUGACGAGGAGACUACCACCUCUGCUGCUGAGGAGACCACUACCUCUGCUGCUGACGAGGAGACCACUACCUCUGCCGCUGACGAGGAGACCACUACCUCUGCCGCUGACGAGGAGACUACUACCUCUGUUGCUGACGAGACUACCACUUCUGCCGCUGACGAGGAGACAUCCACUUCUGCUGAUGUCACUACCUCAGAAGAAGUUGAUGAGUCUACCUCUACCACUGCCGCCGCUUCUACCACUGACGAGGCGGAUGAGACCACCACAUCUGUUGCUGACGAGGAGACUACCACCUCUUCUGCUGUCGAGGAAACUACUACUUCUGAUGCCGAUGAGGAGACCAGCACUUCAGCUGCUGCUGUCGGUACCACCACUUCGGAUGCUGAUGAGGAAACUUCAACCUCCGCUGCCGAUGCUACCACUUCUGAUGCCGAUGAGGAGACCACUACUUCCGCUGCCGGUGCUUCUACCACUGAUGUCGAUGAGGAAACUAGCACUUCGACUGCUGCUGGCACCACCACUUCUGAGGCGGACGAAGAGACCACUUCAGCUGACGCUGGUACUUCUACCUCAGUUGCUGAUGAUGAGACCUCCAGCGCUACUACUCUUGUCACCUUGACCCGCACUACCAGCACCGCUGAUGAGGAGUCAUCCACAGCUACCUCUGAAGAUCUCACUGGUGCCCCUGCUGGAAUCUCUACCACUUCUUCUGCCGCUGACGAGGAGUCCACCAGCGAGGCUGCUGUUACCACUUCGUCCAUCGCUGAUGAGGAGUCAUCUACCCAGGCCGCUUCUUCUACAUCGGUUACUGAUGAUGAGACUACCAGCCAAGCUGCUUCAUCCACCUCCGCUGCCGAUGAGGAGUCCACUAGCCAGGCUGCCUCUUCUACUGCCGCUGUUGAUGAUGAGACUACGAGCCAAGCUGCUGCCACAACUUCUUCAUCUGUUGAUGAAUCCACCAGCCAGGCCGCUUCAUCCACUUCUGUUGCAGACGAAGAGACUACCACUGCUGCCGCUUCUACCUCUUCUUCUGCUGCCGAUGAGUCUACCAGCGAGGCCGCCUCUAGCACAUCUGUUGCUGAGUCUAGCACCUCUAUUGAGGAGUCCACCUCUGCUGCUGCCACCACCUCAUCCGAUGCUGAGACGUCUUCUUCUGCUGAUGAGUCUACCUCUGUUGCUGCCACCACCUCAUCUUCUGCUGAGGAGUCCUCAAGCCAAGCUGCUUCUAGCACCUCUGCCGACGAUGAGACUACUACUUCUCAGGCUACUACACUGUCGACUGCUGUCCGAACUGAUAGUACAUCUGCUGAUGAGACCUCUUCUUCGGCCGCUGAUGAGACCUCUGUUGCUGAGACAUCUUCCUCCGCUGCUGACGUCACAUCCACUUCAGCCGCCGAGACCUCAUCUUCCGCUGCUGCUGAGACCUCCAGCUCUGCCGCCGAGACUUCAUCUUCAGCUGCUACGUCUUCCUCCGCAGCUGAAACCUCUACUUCAGCAGCUGAGACUUCCUCCUCUGCCGCCGAAACCUCCUCCGCAGCUGAGACUACCUCUGCCUCCAGCACCUCAGAAGCUGAUGCUACAUCAACCUCUGCUGACGAGACCACCAGCCAGCCCACGACCCUGUCCACAGUGGUGCGAACUGAGUCGGAGUCCUCAACAUCUGAGGCUGCAACCACCACUACUGCCGAUGGCCAGUAG